GUAGGCGAAUAGCGGUCCACUAGAUUCUCCAUGCGUCGGGGAGGUAUCACUGAAUAAUAACGGACUUGACGCUUCCAGCCAUCCACUCGCAGAUAGACCUUUUAGUAGCUUAAGGGUGUGAACAUUUUGACGUCCACUGCUCGGUCUUUUAAACUAGGCUACUGUAUUCGAUGAAAAUCGGGAUGGUUUCCCUCAGCAGCUCCCUGCUUGGAUAACCUUAUCGCUGUGCUGUGUGGAUGCUCUGGAUAACGGGUCUCCCUACCAUUCCGACCAGAGCUGUCUUGGAAAUGAAAGUAAAUGAUUGACUGGACAGGCAGUGAAUGCUAGACGCACAAGUCACUGACCUCACACUGUCAACCGCAGAAGAACAGCUGGAUGUAGUUACCUGGCCAUCGUUAAGUUGACAGGACCAUCCUGGAUUGUGUACCACCGUUCAAUUACGGUAUUAUUGGUCAGCAGACGUAUCAUGGACAUACACAAGGAUUCCUCAUCUAUGUGACUUUUGUCUGACCGAACAUUUUUCUAUAGAAUGCCAAGGCUUUCCCUUCAAAAUAUAAGGAACUAGUAUUCUGGUCAGCUUUUUACUCUGAGAUGUUGUUGUUUUCCAACAGAGUCAAGAGGAGCCUGUAAUUGUGAUGAGGAAGACAGGGACUGUUUCUGUUCAUCAGAGGAACCCGGCGUUCAGCCUGUUAGAGCCACGGAAUCUCCAGGGGAGGAAAUAUUCUCAGACAUCACUUGGAAAUUGGAACUUUCAAUAAGUGGCUUCUCUCUGUUUUUCCCUUCCUUCCACCUCCCAGACAACUGAGUUUUUAAUCUACCACUACACCAUGUCUCUAUCGAAGUGGAGGAAGAUCAGGGCAUUUACUGUGUUUUCAUGCAUUGUAACUUUCACCACGUUCCUCUUCAGUUACACGUUGAGAGAUCCCUCUCUGUACUUCUUCAAAUACGCCAUCCGCAAGUCGGACAGCUUCUUCUCUAAGGGCCAGUGUGGCUGUCGACAGUGUAUGACCGAGCUGGAGGAUGACCCCUGGUUUACUGAGAGGUUCAACCUGUCUGUCCACCCUCUGAUGUCUAGGAGGAACAGCCUGCUGACUGACGACACAUACCGCUGGUGGCAGUGGUUGCAGGCAGAGCAAGAGCCGGCCAACUUCAGCGAGGUGGUGGAGAAGUUGUUCCAGGUCAUCCCUGAUGCUGACCUUUACAUGGAUGCGGGCCCUGAGCGCUGUAGGACCUGUGCUGUGGUGGGGAACUCUGGGAACCUUAAGGGCUCCCACUACGGAGCCCUCAUCGACUCCAGUGAUGUCAUCAUAAGAAUGAACAUGGCUCCUACCUCUGGCUAUGAGGAGGAUGUUGGGAGCCGGACCACGCAUCACGUCAUGUACCCAGAGAGCGCCAUAGAUCUGGACAACACCACCAGUCUUCUGCUCAUCCCCUUCAAGACUCUGGACUUGCAGUGGAUCACCAGUGCCUUGACUACAGGCUCCAUCAAACACACGUACAUUCCUGUCCAGUCCAGGAUUAAGGCAAACAAGAACAGGGUGUUGAUAUACAGCCCGACCUUCUUUAAAUAUGUCUAUGACGCAUGGCUGGAGAGUCAUGGCCGGUAUCCCUCCACUGGCUUCCUCAGCCUAUUGUUUUCCAUUCACAUCUGUGAUAAGGUGAGUGUGUACGGGUUUGGAGCGGAUCAGUACGGGAACUGGCACCACUACUGGGAAGAGAAUCACCAGGGAGGAGCAUUCCGCCACACCGGGGUGCAUGAUGCUGACUAUGAGUACAACGUUACCCUGCUUCUGGCUGACAAACACAAGAUCAAGAUUUUCAAAGGCUUCUGAUGUCUGGAGAUGUCACUGGCCUGAGACCAUCAAGCCUCUUAAAUGAAAUUCUGUCGACUCAGAGGUUAACCACUGGGCAUAAACUGGUUGAAUCAACAUUGUUUCAACGUAAUUUGUCAACGUAUUGUGACGUGGAAUCUGUGUAAAAUUCAUUGGAUUUGCAAAAAGUAAUCAACUGUUGUUUUGAGGGUGAAAUUUCAACCACAGGAUUUUGUCAUCAUUGUAAACAAUUUUCAACAUAGACAAAGCUUGUAUAAAAUAUGUUGAAUUUGUACCUUUUGAAACAAUGUCAGAUCUUCAAUGUUAUAUCUACUAUCAGGAAAAAAAACUAUAGCUGGGCAGCACCUCCUUCUGGAAAAUUCUACAGCUAUUUAUAGCUA
This is a messenger RNA of Salmo salar (Atlantic salmon), 2212 nucleotides long. Its product is annotated as CMP-N-acetylneuraminate-beta-galactosamide-alpha-2,3-sialyltransferase 1. Gene Ontology annotation, molecular function: beta-galactoside (CMP) alpha-2,3-sialyltransferase activity. Gene Ontology annotation, cellular component: membrane. Gene Ontology annotation, biological process: sialylation. The record is from RefSeq and is a predicted model, not a curated record. NCBI's taxonomy places the organism in Eukaryota, Metazoa, Chordata, Actinopteri, Salmoniformes, Salmonidae.